CCAGUGAGUUGAAGUUUUAUUGACGGAUGGCAGUAUCAGUCUCACGCUUCCUAUUCUACUUUGCAAUUUUGUUCUUUGUAGUCCAAAGGCUCACCAAAAAUAGUGCCAAUCAUUUCAAAAGCUUGACAGGUUGUGAAUUUGGCUUCUGAAGAAGUGUAGAGUCAUGGCAUUGGCUACGAUACCAGCUGUGCACCUUCUGAUGAAAAAACUACAUGCUAUCCUCGAUGAUAAAGAAUUUAAUAAUCCAAGAUUGAGGAAGCAAAUUAACAAUGUCAUGGAGAAAUUGAAAGAGCUUCAGACACUCUUGACACAGCCAGAAUACAAGCAAAAAAUGGAUGAUGAAUUGGAGACCAAGCUUCUGCAUCAGGUUUACUGGGCAGAGGACAUCAUCGACAUCUUUCUUAUAAAAACAGCACUACAGAGACGGAAGACUUUUGCUAAAAUGCGUCCUCUCACCCUUUUAAUGUCUGUCCUGAGCCAAACUAUUACGCGAGAUAUGAAGCAAUUUGUUCAACAAAUCGAUGAUUUAUGUGCUAUAUUUAGAAAGAAUAAGCCAAAACAGUCUCUGGAAAAUGAAGAUGGUGAUUAUCAAGGUACAGCACAAUCAAGUAUUUCAAGUGAAUAUGUGGAGACUACUAAACCUGCUUCAGAAGGACACAAGCAUCCUGUGGGAACAAGCAGUUCAGAAGCUAAAACAAGUGUUUCAAAUGAACAAUCAGUGCAUGCUCUUGAACCAAGCAGUUCAGAAGCUAAACCAGAUGUUUCAAAUGAACAAUCAGUGCAUGCCCUUGAACCAAGCAGUUCAGAAGCUAAUCCAAGUGCUUCAGAUGAACAAUCUGUGCGUCCUCCUGAGCCAAGCAUUGCAGAAGCUAAACCAGGUGUUUCAGAUGAACAAUCUGAGCGUGCUUCUAAUACAAGCAGUUCAGAAGUUAAACCAGGUGUUUCGGAUGAACAAUUUGCGCAUGGCCCUGAGCCAAGCAGUUCAGAAGUUAAAUCAGGUGUUUCAAAUGGACAGUCUGUGUUUGCCUCUAAGACAAGCAGUUCAGAAGCUAAACCAGAUGUCUUGGAUGAACAAUCUGUGCGUGCUCCUGGGCUGAGCAGUUCAGAAGUUAAACCAGGUGCUUCAAAUGGGCAAUCCGUGCUUGGCCCUAGGACAAGCAGCUCAGAAGCUAAACCAGGCGUUUCAAUUGAAGAAUAUGAGCAUGCUCCUGAACCAAGUAGUUCAGAAGCAAAACCAGGUGUUUCAAAUGAGCAAUCUAUGCAUGCUCCUGAACUUAGCAGUUUUGAAACUAAACCAGGUGUUUCAAAUGAGCAAUCUGUGAAUGCUCCUGAAAGAAGCAGUUUAGAAACUAAACAAGGUCUUUCAAAUGAACGAUCUGUGCAUGCUCCUAAGACAAGCAGUUCAGAAGCUAAACCCAGUGUUUCAAAUGAACAAUUUGUGAAUGCUCCUGAACCAAGCAAUUCAAAAGCUAAACCAAGAAUUUCAGGUGAACAAUCUACACGUGCUCUCGAAGAAAGGUUAUCAGCUGAACAACAACAUGCACAUGCUACUGAGUUGAAAGUCGCAGAAGGCAAACUUGGAGCUCAAGCCACAGACUCAACCAAGUCAGAAGAAAAAGAAGCAUCCCAGAACUUGACAUCAUUUUCAGGUCAUUUGGAUGAUGACGAACUAGACUUCAUUGGUCGAAAGGAUAAAGCAGAUGAGUUAGCUCAAGCAUUAUUUAAGAGCCAUAAAUUGCGUUUUCUUAUUGCAGUGGCAGGUGCUGCUGGCUCUGGCAAGACAACCUUUAUAAGGAAUAUUUAUAACAAAGGGAACAUUGUGCAGCAUUUUCAAUUACGUGUUUGGAUUAAUGUUUCUGAAGAGUUUCCAGAAACAGUUCUCUCUUCUGAUGCUGAAGUUGAGACCAAAAAAAGAAAUCUCUUGAUUGAUAUAUUGAAACAAGUUACCACAAUCAAGGAGGAGGAAAGGCUGCCUCUUGAUAAAUUGCAAGAAAAGGUUCGUGAUUUCUUUAUUCGCAAGAGGUUCCUAAUAGUUUUGGAUGAUGUCAAGACUUCUCUUGUGUGGGACAUCCUUAAGAAUAUCUUUCCAAACUCAUUAAAUGGCAGCAGGCUGAUUCUGAUUACUCGCGAUGGAAAAAUGGCAGAAGAGCUUACUGGUCUGGAGUUCCCUCCAAUUAAGAUACCCAAUUUAAACGUUGACGAAAGCUGGGCAUUAUUCUUGAAGAAAGUACAAAGAAAAGACUUCAAUGAUUUGUCUUUGAAGCAGCAAAUUUGGGAAAAAUGCAAGGGUUUGCCUCUUGCCAUUGUUGUACUAGGAGGUCUCUUAUCCACCAAAGAUCCAAACAGCUGGUCAAGAGUGAUUGGGCGUGUGAGUUUUGGUGAUGACCCUUCCAAAGCUAUCUUGGCUUUGGCUUAUGAGGAUCUUUCAUCAGACUUAAAGCCAUGUCUUCUAUAUUUAAGUCUUUUCCCCAAAGAAUAUUCGAUCCCUGUGCGGAGGUUGUUUCGGUUGUGGGCUGCUGAAGGAUUGGCAAAUCCAUCAUCAAAAGAUGAAACCCCUGAAGUUUUGGUUGAGAGAUAUUUGCAACAAUUAAUCAAAAGAAACAUGGUAGAAGUUGCAAGAUGGAGAUUAGAUGGAAGCCCCAAAACAUGUCGAGUGCCAGGUAUCCUAUAUGAUAAUAUCUUUCCAAACGCCACAGGCAUUGGAUUUUGUCAUGUCCUUCGUGACCCAAUAUGUAUACCUACACAUAGUAUGAGGAGGAUUGCUACAUAUGGUGACAUUAGCAACUCUCUAGAUCCUUACAUUGAUAAUUUGCGUUCUUAUAUAUCUUUCAACACCAGAAAGGGAGAUACACCGGCAGUUGAAGUAGAAAAGUUUCUUAACAAGAUCAUGGCAAAAAGAGGCUUUGGAUUGAUCACUGUACUUGAUCUAGAAAAGGUCUACAAACCAGUGUUAACUGAGGCUAUAGGAAAACUGCUACACCUAACUUACCUGGGCUUGCGAUGGACUUUUCUAGAUUCAAUCCCAAAUUCGGUAGGUGAUUUGCCUAACUUAGAAACUUUGGAUGUGAAGCACACUAAUAUAACAGUCUUGCCCAUUUCCAUCUGGAACUCCAAGAAGCUUCGCCAUCUUUACAUGAACGAGAUUUAUUUGGAUGUGUCCCUUCAAAAGCCAUUGGCUGGUGGAUCAUUGGGCAACCUUCUGACUAUGUGGGGGUUAAUAAUUGGGAAAAGGAGCCCAGGGGAAGAUUGGUUGAUUAGGCUGAUUGGUCUCACAAAACUUGGACUCACAUGCCAUUUCGAAUCACUUGUGCUGAUAACUACCUGGAUUUCUAAAUGCACAAAUCUUAGGUCCUUGAAAUUGAGGUCAAUAGAUGAAUUUCGUCGACCUUCAGACCUCACGUUAUGGAGCAUGCGUGAGCAUAAAAAUCUUUGGGAGUUGAAUUUGCUUGGAAAGUUAUCAAUGGCAAUUGAUAAUAUUGAGUUUCCACAAAAUCUCAAGAUGCUUACUUUAUCAGUGUCACAGCUGGAUAAGGAUCCGAUGAAAUACCUAGGGCAAUUGCGUGAGCUGAACAUCCUCCGACUUUUUGCUCGCUCCUAUCUAGGGAAGGAGAUGACUUGUCACGCUGAAGGGUUUCCGAAACUCCGAGUCUUAAAACUGUGGAUGCUUGUGGAAUUGGAGAAGUGGACUUUGGAAGAAGGUUCCUUUCCUCAACUAAGAGAAUUAGAGAUUAGACGCUGUGAAAAACUGAAGGAAACUAGUGGUUUGAAUCAGCUAAAGAUGUUGAAGGAAUUAACCCUCACAAAUAUGCCGAGAGAUUUUGCAUUGCAGAUUGAAGGAAGCAUGAAGGAGAUUCAGGGGAGGAAUGUGACUAUUAUAGUCCGCAACUGGGACUUUCCUGCUUUGCCAAAUGAUGCUUAAGGAAGCCGAAUGGUGCCCAAGAUGGAUAUAGCAAGAUUUCUUUGAAGGGAAUGGGUUAUUAAAUGAGAAAUUUGAAUUCCGUUAACUCUGGUGAAGUUGACUGCUAUAUAUGGUGUCUAUCAAUGUCGAUAAUGUAAAUAGUUGUUCUGUAACUUCCGAUAAAGAGGAACAAAAUCCUCUCAUCAUUUAGUUUUUUUUUUUUUCCCUGUUUUCAUUGCUCUCUCUUCUGAUUUUAUUAUCCUAUUACCCUGUGCGCAAUUGGUUGUACUAAAAACAUGUUUGGGUGUGACAAUUAUAUCAUAUUGAGCCCUCCAGCUUGUCCAUUA
Hevea brasiliensis (rubber tree) is the source of this 4245-nucleotide messenger RNA. RefSeq names its product probable disease resistance protein RF45. The record is from RefSeq and is a predicted model, not a curated record. Gene Ontology annotation, biological process: defense response to other organism. Lineage: Eukaryota; Viridiplantae; Streptophyta; Magnoliopsida; Malpighiales; Euphorbiaceae. The transcript has 2 exons. Bases 164 to 3919 code for a protein of 1251 amino acids. Gene Ontology annotation, molecular function: ADP binding.